Molecule: messenger RNA, 2853 nt
Organism: Syzygium oleosum
Lineage: Eukaryota; Viridiplantae; Streptophyta; Magnoliopsida; Myrtales; Myrtaceae
Product: pentatricopeptide repeat-containing protein At3g56550
Exons: 1
Coding region: 105-1889 (594 amino acids)
Biological process (GO): RNA modification
Molecular function (GO): protein binding; zinc ion binding; RNA binding
Source: RefSeq, a predicted model, not a curated record
AUGUGGAUUCGAUUAAUUCUCUAGCUGACAAAGCCAAGUUACAUACGUUAUUGGUAGUACACAAGAUCAAUAUGAGCAAAUACGAUCAGUCCUUUUGAGUUUCGAUGCACGCUCGGCUCAGCAUCGUGUCGGACCAUGUUGGCAUGUCAACCGCGGACACGAUCCUCGCCCUCCUGCAAGGAUGCAACAGCCUCCGGAGGCUCAAGACCAUCCACGCGCAGGUCUUCGUCCACGGCCUCCAGAGCAACCCCUCCAUCUCGGGCAAGCUCCUCCGCUUCUGCGCGGUCUCCGUCUCCGGUUGCUUGGCCUAUGCCCGGAUCCUGUUCGACCGCAUCGAAUGCCCGCAGACCCACGAUUGGAGCUCCAUCAUCAGGGGCUUUGCCGUCGGCCCAUCUCCUCUGGAGGCCCUUCUUUACUACAACGGCAUGCUUGGGUCGUCGUCCUUUUCUUGCCCCGACGGCUACUCUUUCUCGUUCGCCCUCAAGGCGUGCGAGAGAGUUGGGAAUGAAAGGAAGUGCGGAGAGAUUCAUGGGACCGUGAUUCGAUCUGGUUAUGAGAUGGAUGUCGUGGUGUGCACGAACCUGAUGCGGUGUUACGCGGGGAAUGGGUUGGUUGAGGUCGCGCGGAAGGUGUUUGAAGGUAUGUCCGAGAGGGACUUGGUUUCUUGGAAUUGCAUGAUCUCCUGUUGCUCUCAGGCUGGUCUGCACCAUGAGGCCCUGGGGUUGUACCGUCGGAUGAGGAAAGAGAAUGUGGAUGUCGAUGGCUUCACGUUGGUGGGAUUGCUCUCGUGCUGCGCUCACGUGGGGGCGUUGAAUGUGGGUGUUGAAUUGCAUAGGAGAGCUAGCCGAGAGGGAUUUUUGGGGAACAUUUAUGUUGCAAAUGCUCUUAUCGACCUGUAUGGGAAAUGUGGUGACUUGGCCGGGGCUCUUUCCGUCUUUAAUGGGAUGUCGAAACGGGAUGUUUUCACGUGGAACUCUAUGAUCACCGCGUAUGGAGUGAAUGGGUGUGCGGAUGAAGCCAUCCUAUUCUUCAGGCAGAUGUUGAGAGAAGGUGCUUGGCCGAGCUCCAUCACAUUUCUAGGAUUGUUGUCAGGCUGUAGCCACCAAGGCCUAGUGGACAAGGGUGUUCAGUUUUUCCAUAUGAUGAGCUAUAAGUUCAACUUAAAGCCAGAAAUUAAGCAUUAUGGAUGCAUGGUUGAUUUGUAUGGACGUGCUGGGAAGCUUGAAAAGGCGCUAGAAAUCAUAAAAACCUCUCCUUUUCUGGUUGAUCCUGUCAUUUGGCGAACUCUUCUAGGUUCUUGCAAGAUCCACCAAAAUGCGCGCAUAGGGGAGGUUGCCAUUAAGAAUCUGGUCCAGCUUGGAGCAUGUAAUGCAGGGGACUGUAUACUUCUUGCUACAAUAUAUGCUGAAUGCAAUGACAAGCAAGGUGUUGCAAGAAUGAGAAGGUUGAUCAAAAGCCAAGGAAUUAGGACGACUCCUGGUUGGAGCUGGAUUGAAAUUGGCAACCGGGUACAUAGAUUUUUUGUGGAUGACCAGUCACAUCCUGAUCGAGACGAAAUCUAUCGUAAGUUAGAGGAAGUAAUUUACAGGGCCAGUUUGGCUGGUUAUGUGAAUAGUAAGUUUCAAGUGACCAUGCCUGACUUAAAAUGUGAAGGGCAUCUGGAGUCCUCCAGUAAAUAUCACAGCGAGAAACUGGCAAUUACUUUUGGAUUGUCGAGAACUCCUGAUGAAACUAACCUCCGGAUAGUGAAGAAUCUGAGGAUAUGCAGAGACUGCCACUCAUUUGCGAAGUUUGUCUCACAAGCAUUUAGUCGAGAAAUUAUUGUGAGGGAUCGAGUUAGAUUUCAUCAUUUCAGGGGUGGAGUAUGUUCCUGCAAGGAGUACUGGUGAAAACCGAGCAUUGUGAUUGAUUACCUUUAACAUUAAAAGGGAAAAAGAUAACACGUAUGGAAGAAGCCUAGGAGCAAGGACUACUCAAAAUUGCAGCUACUUGGCCCACUCUUGGCUAAAAAGAUUUUGCCAAGGAGACGCAGCUGAAGCUCAAGCUUCAUUACAUUAUCAAGGAUGUUGUCUGACAUAUAUGAUGCAGAACCAUAAUCAAGAUGGAAGUCUGAUGUCGUGAAAGUUUAUAUUCAAAUACAUAUGGAUCACUUCCAUCAAUUGGUCGCACUUUGGUUUUCAGUAUUUCACAUUGCAACUUCCAAUGUGACAGAAAUGUCAAAUUAUCAUACGUCGAGGACAGUCCAUGGGUCUGUGACUCUGUCCUCGUCUGUGACUUGCUAUCUUCUAAUGAGUUCCUGAAUACAAUAAAAUGGGCGAAAUCUAAAUGCGCUUUACCAAAAAAAAAAAGUAAACGCUUAAACCGAUUGAGUUUAUGUUAUCCUGGCUAGCCUGCUCCCUGCUGCACCUUUUUAUUCAAGUAUGACCACUGUACAAGCCCUAGACUUAAUAUCUCGGUGUAAGUCGCAUAUUGACAUCAGUUGCAGAUGCUUUCCUCCAACCUGGUACAGCUUAAUGUACCAGUUCAUCAACUAGACUGACCAGCUCAAUGAAACGAUGAAAUUUCUCGGGGAGCUUAUGCAGAAUGCAUGCUCUAACUAGCUUUAUAUAUGGUGGCUUAUGAAGACAUGGAUUUCCUUACUGCUGGAGCUCCUGAAUUUCUGGACCAUUUCAUAGAUCCCAUCAUCCCAGCUCAAGAACAAACCAAGCUCGAAAGGCUCUCAGGAAAUUAAAUUGACCGAUCACAUUUGGGUCUUUUGCCUGCCUGUCUUGAUUUUCAUUGUAAACUCAGAGGAGAUAAUCUGAAAAUAAAUAUGUAUGAGCAGAGAUGGGUGCUUCUCAUAUACAUAUUCAG